CACUCUACUUCGCUUCAGACCAACAUGCCUGAACUUGCAUAUGACUUGUCAAAUGUUUCUGCUUCACUAGUAGAUGCUUUGCCUUCUCAAUCUGCCGAGAAAGUCCGCCAAUCUUAGGAGUCCACUUGAUUUUGACGUCCGUUCAAAUUUGGCGCGCGUUACCCUCCACUGCCAACCCGUCAAUAGGCGGCGCUUCGACACGUCAGGGGCCGUGACCAUUAGUGCCGAGCAUCGACCGCCGCCCUACCCUACACUUUGAACGUUACAGAAAAACUUUCCGCUGCUGCUUCUUUCUAUAGCUGUAGUGGCAGUAGCUUGCCAACCUCAUCGUGCCCUUCCUAGCGAAACCAAGGGGAAAGAAAGAAAGCGAAUCGAGGGCGUUUUUCGUUGUCUUCGUCGUCGUCAUCGUCGCGGGACAUCAUCAACAAAACGUUGGCGCUGUGCUAUUACUGGCGCAGCGGCGCUUUUCGUUGGUCGGCGGUCCUCGGUUCUCGGUUGGUCUCGAUCGCUACUCAUUUACCGUUCAUCCACAAGCAUUCGCCUUAGCGUAGAGUGAACUGUGCCGUACUAGCUCCCCUUCGAUGGUAAGAGCAACAGUAGCGGCAUCACCUGUGCGUCUAUGCAGCUGCUGUUUUCAUUGCUAGAGCCGCCGCCACUGCCGCCACCGGCUCCCCGAUCGCUCUUAUCGUUGUUGUGUGUUACGUUACGUUGUGAGUCGUCCGUGCGGCCACAUUGUGUUGAGCGCUGUGUCGCAUUCGGGGCUGGUUUGUUCGUUGUCACUGGACUAUAGCUGCUAAUGCUUUGUGCCAAGGUGGAGUGGAUCUGCGUGGCGUAAAAUCGCAUUGAAUCGAAUCAGCACCAGAAGCGGUAACGAUCGUAGUGGUAUAGUUGCCUGCUAGUACUCUUUCUGUAUGACGUCGCCCAUCGUUGUCGUUGGUGCUCCUGCUGAAGCUGGUGUCACUAUUAUUGCUCAACUCUAGUGAGGCGGCUGUUAGGGUGCUGGCCGCUCCUUCGUCUGGACGAAUCACACUAGUGAAUGCUACCGGUUGAUGCCGAAAAUCCGCUUUGCUCCAUAUCCGUGCUCUUGGUUUAUCCUGUUAAAACUGGUGUUGUUCCAAACACACAACGAAUUCAACAAGGAUCUAUCGCGCUGUACGGGAACAUUUGGGUGUUGCCUUUUACUACCUUCGUUUGUUUGCUCUCGUUACGACUGUUAGGCAACUUGACUCGAACACUCGCUCGCACCGGAUACGCACCACGAUGUCAACAAGGGCGUGAGCUCUAUAGAUUGUCAAAUUUCGUCACGACUCAACAGGUGUGCGUCAACUCUACAUAGCAAUUUCGAGUGUUUGGAUUGACGAAUCUUCAUCAGAAUGCUCCAGAUGUUCUCCCAAUCCAACCUUUCGUGUCCCGUCGUUGAGUAAGAGACACUUUACGUAUGAUGGGAUUCAUAGAAUCUACAAAGGCGGAAAAUAUAACGAAGACCCUCAGAGGAUGUGAGAACGGAGGACGUUGAUGGUUGACCAGUUGAAUGUACCACUUCAAGGAAAAAAGUGCAGCAACUGUGUUCCCUGUGUCCGUGGCCCGUCUUCCAAAACUCGCUUCAAUCUUAGCCCGAAGAAAUCUCGAUUUAAAACUAUGGCGUCAUGACUCGUGCGUUGUCCAGUUGAAGUCGGCUAACUGAAUUGUUAUAUAGUUGAGUUCUUUUGGUAGUUUUUUCAAAGGUCUUUUGGCGCCUAACUGCUAACAGCGUAGUUAGUGCUCGGUGAUCACGUAAGAAAAGAAAAAUCAAGGACGAUCGGUUAAUCUAUAAUCAGUAUGCGCUAUAACAACAAUAACCGGGCGUAUUCGUAUUCUUCGAUCGACGAAAGAGGGCAGAUGGCCGAAGCAGGCUCGUCGGGAUGUUGUGGGCGCGGCGGCGGCGGAACCUCUCGUAACGGUCAAGAGCAGACCCACAAAGGAUGCUGCUGUGGUUGUAUGGGUCGGAUGCCAUUUGCGACCUUAAUCGCAACGCUCAUGUGCUGCGCGGGGGUUGGCGUGUUCCUGUUUGCGAUGCACCGUGGACUCACUGCAACGAUCAAAAUGUUCGAAGUCGUGUUCCAGUACCGGAUGUUGGGAACGACACACGUCAGACUCCAAGACCUUCAAGUAGGUUUUAUCGCAGUCGGAGCUGGAAUGGGUAUGCUGGCGCUUCUGAUCCUGCUGAUAGGCUGCCUGAGCACCGGUUCGACGCGGACCUCCGUCUACAAGGACUGGAAGGCGAGAGCGGGAGGUCGGUUCACUUGCAUUUUCCUGAUGACCUUUACGUAUUUACUUAAGCUCACGUGGAUAUUCAUCUGCGUUUCUAUGGCUAUCAUAUCUUUUGUAUUUUUCUGCUGGACGGGUAUGUGUAAUCGGCUUAAGCCCACAAACCUUGACCUCAACAAGCAGUGCAUCGAUCUCAGACAGUUUGAUUUCCUCCUGCCUGAGGUGUCACGUGAGCAUCAAAACAUCUGCAAUGAAGGCAAAAAGAAAGAGUUUUGCCAUGACUACGUGGAGAGCGCGUCGCUCAUGUAUUAUAUUGCUACCGGGGCCGCUGUCGUUGUACUGAUCAGCCUCAUUCAUUACCUCAUGUGUUUGUCGGCCAACUAUACGCGCAUCAAGGACCAGGCCAAAAUCGCGGACUUGCAGAUCCUUAAAGAGUUGGACGAGAACGAGAUGGGGCCCCUUGGGGCAAAGGGAAAUGUUAGCAGAUACUGAUGAAAACAAGCGGGCAAGAAUAACAGCAACGAUAAUACUAAUUACAUCCACCACCGCAAGACCGCUGUAAAACAGGCAAAAAAAAAAUCAUAAACACAUUCAGCAUUACACCCAUUUAGAAAAAUAAGUAAGUAAUAUUUUAUGGUGCGCUAUGAAUCAAUGUUGCGCGCAUGAAGAUCGAUCAUUGACAGACGUCUCUCAUCUGCAACCAUAUUCGUUGUCUAGGCUACAAUCAGCAUCAAGUAAUUACUAUCAUUUUUGUCAUGCAUUGUGCGCAUAGAUAUUUAUUCGCUUGCUAAUCCAAGUCAAUGCCCUGGCACGUCGAAGAUUCGUGAUACGGAGUACAGGGGGUGACAGUCAUACUAAGCCACUGCGGUUGCCACUGUGUAUAAGUGAACGAACGGCGCAGUGUCCUUUAUUCAGCCAACAAUCAAUUCAUCAACAUUCUGAUAGCAGCAUAUUCGAUCCCUGAUCACGAACGGUCACGUUUAUUCCUUCCUUGUUCAUAUCAUCUAACUGAUGCAUUUCUAUUGCAUAAUUGGAAAACAUACUAUACUACUUUAUAAACUUCCACUCGAGGCGUCAUGUAUCUGAUUAUACUAGCAUUCUGCUUUAUGUCGAAUCGGACAGACACGUUCCCGCACAGACAGGAACGUUCUACUCAGAUCACAAUAUGUAGUACCAGCGGUAAUGAGUGAAGACAACCCUUAUUAUCCGGCGUAAUUACGAAAAAUUACAGAAAAGAAAAAGGAAUAGUGCUAUUUUUGUAAUGUCACCUGAUUUGGCAGCUAUAUAUGAUAAUCACCACAACAACAACAACAACAACAACAAUGCUAGUUGUUGUUGUUGUUGUUGUUAGAAUUACGUGUAAAAAUAACCCUUGUCGUAUCCAGAGGUGGCUGACAAGAAGGAAAUCCACUGUUCUAUUAGCACUGUGGCACCGUUGCACUACGUUGCAACAUUAGCGAUUUUCAAAAAAUUGGCAACAUCGUUAGCAUUUGCCCUCGUCGUCUGCUACAGUCAGUUGCAAUCUAAUUCGAACAUUGUUUACAUGUCUGCAUGAACGGAUAUCCACGUUUUCGCCGACCAGCCCCUAAGUAGACAGUGCAAAUAUGGUGAAUAACAGCUACAGAGGUAAACAUACAACAAGCAAAAGUUGUUUCGCUCAUGUCGUUUUCCAAACCGUUUUACUGAUACCAGGACGAUCCUGAAGCGCAAUACAAUGAUCGUACAACGCCUCGAAGGUCAGGUGUGGCAGAUAUUAGGUUGAAAGAUAUUUUUCCAGCCCAAGCAGUGCAAGACCACGAACGUCUCCUCACGACUAUUAUAAUCUAGACGCCGAAUUUUCUCUGGCCUGUUUGUGAUGUUCAUGAAUAUAAAGGAAAAAACUUUCCGUCUCUUUGUACUAUUUCAAACGGAAUACGUGCUUGAUAAAGAACGCUGACAAAGGUGAUAAAAUGCUAAACGAAUGGUGCGAAUAAAGAUAAAUAACUUUAUUUACUCGCACAGAUUGUGUAGUAUAUGUCGUUCAGCGGCGACUCGUGCUCUUUUUCAACGAGAAAUUUGUCCCUCUAAGCCAUCGGGUCGACCGGCGUCUAUAACUGAGAAUAAAAAAUGCAUUAUUAUUUAUAGCGAAUACUGCUCGAUUUGCGGCGUCCGUCUCUAGCUCCUGUUAUAAGCAUAUGUAGCUAUAAGAAUUCCAUGGAGGUUGUUGCCCUUUCUUAAACGGGGUUUUAGGUCGUCAAGCAAACCUCUUGAAUGAUUUCGAGCCUUGCUUUUAGUACAGCCCUACGCCAAUCCCAAGUAAGAUUUUUUCUUGAAGAAAUUGUCAAUUGAGAAGCGUUUUUAUGUUUUUCUUUCUCUCUCUUUCUCAUAUAUCUAUAUAUAUAUAUAUAUAUAUAUAUAUAUAUAUAUAGGGGAAAGUUUUUGUCUAUAUAUAUAGAGAUAGCGCUUGGGCAAGUAGUAGAACUGAAAAAUUUCACGGCGAAACACGUUAAGAUUUAAACGCUUCCCCUAUCACCCUACCCGAAGCCUUCAAGUUUAAUAAAGUCAGUGCAUAGACGUAUAAAAUACCAACAAUUGUAAUAAUCACAGAUAUGACAAUUGCUAUGGAGAAAAACAUCCUUUGCUGGCAAAAGUGUUUUCCCUCUGCCUCUUUCUCUCCCUUUCCAUAUAUACAACAUUGUACUUAGUUAGCUUAGCUCUCUCUGUAUACUCUCACGUACGAGUGAUGGUUAGUGUAAACACGUGCAAGCGCGCGGGAAAAGGUAGUUACUGCAAAAAAACAAGCAGUUUCUCGCAAAUAUUACUUUCAAUGGUAAAUGGCCGACUGCACGCAAAAAGUUGAGUGAACAUACAUAUAUAAUACUAUGACAAAUAUGCAAACAAGGAAAGGUUAUUAGAUACAAGAAGUAUGAUUCGCGGUUCUUGUGCGCGGGGCUGAAAGUUAGAACUUUGAUCAAUAGCUACAUUGCUAACACUGAAGGUGACCAAUUUAUUUAAGAAAAGUAGAGCAAAUAAUGGGGUGCGCUCAGAAAACCAUAGGCUACUUUUAGGAGGUGCAGAGUUUUGUUGACUGAGAUGCCGGUCGUGGUAGAUCAUUUUAUGGUAAACUGUUAUCUAUUGCUGCCAACAACCGUUCGUCAUAUGCUCAACUUAACCUUUGCAGGUCCACCAUCGUAGGACAAGAAAGUAACUACUAUUAAUUCACGCGUCCCAGAAGUUGCAUCUUUUCCCAACGCAUACUAUUCUAUUCUUAUUUUUCAUCGCUUGAGUCAACACGCAGUACUGAACCAUACGAAAAAAGGCACAUAGAUAUUUUCGGAUACGACUUGAACGAGUCGGGCGACAGAUAUAUACCUAAUGCCAGGCUUGUAUUUGGCUGAAUAUGAUCGUUUUUUCAAUUUGCAUUACCCUAGAGAAAUGAAAGCGAAUGUUAGUUGGCAGAGGGAUUUAUCGGCGUAAGUUGCUUCGGACCGAACAUUGUUAAGUCUAGCGACGCCUAAACCCUGAGACAAGUUAUAUAAUGUUUUAUUGUACUUAGUUGUACGAAACCCAUAUAACUCCGAAACGAAGGUAUGUAGGUAUAGCUUUUGUAGACAUGAAGGUAAAUUGCUCUGUAUCGAGCGCAGUUACUUUCAUGCGAACUUCAAAUGGGAAAUAAUUAUAUAAUAUAUAUAAUAACAUAUAGUAAUAUAAUCACACUGUAAUAUAAGAUCCAAGGUUCAGUUCGCGGAAUUAUUAUCCGGGCUUGUAAACACGAAACGGGCUAGAAGAAUUAGUAGCAGUAUUUAAUAAACACGAUUAAACAUA
Varroa destructor (honeybee mite) is the source of this 6051-nucleotide messenger RNA. It is a transcript of the gene M6, whose product is annotated as neuronal membrane glycoprotein M6. Lineage: Eukaryota; Metazoa; Arthropoda; Arachnida; Mesostigmata; Varroidae. The record is from RefSeq and is a predicted model, not a curated record. Gene Ontology annotation, cellular component: plasma membrane. Gene Ontology annotation, biological process: neuron projection development.